Molecule: messenger RNA, 4040 nt
Organism: Pocillopora damicornis (cauliflower coral)
Lineage: Eukaryota; Metazoa; Cnidaria; Anthozoa; Scleractinia; Pocilloporidae
Product: ATP-dependent DNA/RNA helicase DHX36
Cellular component (GO): cytoplasm; nucleus; intracellular anatomical structure
Molecular function (GO): ATP binding; RNA helicase activity; G-quadruplex RNA binding
Source: RefSeq, a predicted model, not a curated record
UGAUCAAAGAUGGCGGAAGAGACGGCGUAAAAGCAAGCCGCAAAGUCACUUUAAGUAACGCUUUACAGGCCUCCAUGAGGCUUUUACUGAAGACAGCAAGACUUCAUUUACCAAGAAACCAAUUGGCCAGGCUUGUAAUAACUGAAGUUGACUCAAAAAUGCACAAGGGAGGUGGCCGUGGUAAAAGGGGUAGAGGUGGACAUCGCCCUUCUGGUUUGACAGGAAAACAGAUUGGCUUGUGGUACAGAGAUAAAGGAAAACAAAACAGGGAACUUAAACAGCGUGCAUUUGUUACAAUGGACAGUCAACAUGAAAUGAGAAUAAGUCAGCUGCUUGGAGAAAUCAGACAAAGUGAAAGAACCAAUGAUGACAGAGCAGAGGAAGGAGCAUCAGCUGGGACAGAUUGGUAUGAUAGUCCUAAAGGAGAGCAGUACUGUGAACAACAUCUGCAUGAUGAGUCUGAUCGCAGGAGUGAAGACCAGGUGAGCAUGUCUGGUGAGAACAAGAAAAAGAGUCCAGUAGCUUUCAAGCACCAUUUUAAUAUGGGCAGGAAUUUGCAGCAAGAUUCUACAUUAGAUCAUCAGUUGAAGGAAGAACAACAAAGAAGGUUCUUGUCAGAAAGUGCAAGAUGUAAGGCCAUGCAGGAAUUUCGUAAAAGUUUGCCAGCUUACAAGCAGAAAGAGGAAUUACUUCAACUUAUAAGCUCAGAGCAAGUUAUUGUUAUCAGUGGAGAGACUGGAUGUGGAAAAACAACCCAGGUUGCUCAGUUCAUCUUGGAUGAUGCUAUUGAACAAGGUCAUGGGUCAAAAUGCCGAGUUAUUUGUACUCAGCCCAGGAGAAUAAGUGCUAUCUCUGUGGCAGAAAGAGUUGCAUCAGAAAGAGAUGAAAAUUGUGGUGAAAAUGGAAGUGUUGGUUACCAGAUAAGAUUGGAAAGCAAGCUUCCACGAGAGCAAGGUUCUAUCCUCUAUUGUACAACAGGAGUGCUGCUUAGAUGGCUAGUGUCUGAUCCAUUGCUUCUUGGUUGCAGUCACAUCAUUCUUGAUGAGAUUCAUGAAAGGGAUAUUUUAUCAGAUUUCCUGAUCAUUAUUGUAAAAGAUCUUUUACCAAAAAGGCCAGAUUUAAAAUUGAUCCUCAUGAGUGCAACUUUGAAUUCAGAGAUGUUCUCUGCUUAUUUUGAUAAUUGUAAAAUGGCUCAUAUUCCUGGAUUCACCUAUCCUGUUCAGGAGGUUUAUCUUGAGGAAAUAAUUGAAAAAACCAGAUAUGAAAUUACAGAAAAAGCUGGUGUUUCUGGUAGAGGAGACAGACCAGAACCAAAAUGGAAAAAAUACAGGAGGGGUAAAAGUGAGGCAAAAGACAGACGGUUAGAGAAAACUAAUGCAUGGCUGACUGACAGUCAGGAGGAUGAAAAGCAGAUGGAGUGGCAACAAUAUCUCAAUUCCCUAACAGGAAGAUUUUCUUCUAAAACAAUUACAACUCUUCGAAAUAUGGAUUUGGAAAGAAUCGAUUUGGAACUUCUUGUCCGACUGAUAACUCACAUCUCACUUCGAAUGGAGGAAGGAGCAAUACUCGUUUUUCUACCUGGCUGGGAUGAUAUUAGUAAACUUCACGACAAGUUAAAAACUCAAACGCUUUUUAAUUCAGAUAAAUUCCGUAUCAUUCCUUUACAUUCUAUGAUGCCGUCAACAAACCAACGAGAGGUAUUUGACCGCCCCCCUGAAGGUGUCAGGAAGAUCGUAAUUGCUACUAACAUUGCUGAAACAAGUAUCACUAUUGAUGAUGUGGUGUUUGUUGUGGAUGCUGGCAAGGUGAAAGAAAAGACAUAUGAUGUGUACCACAAUAUUGCCUGUUUACAGCCUGUAUGGAUCAGUAAAGCUUCUUCGAGACAAAGACGCGGUCGAGCUGGAAGAGUACAGCCUGGAUACUGCUUUCAUUUGUUCACACAACUUCGUGCCCAGUCCCUUGACGACUAUCAGCUGCCAGAGAUGCUUCGGACACCUCUUGAGGAAUUGUGCCUGCAGAUUAAGAUUCUUAAACUGGGUAUGAUCCGAUCUUUUCUGUCCAAAGCAUUGCAACCUCCAGAGGAACAAGCAGUCAUCAAUGCUUUAGAAAGUCUUCAACAACUUAAAGCGCUGGACGCAAAUGAAGACUUAACUCCCCUUGGUCAUCAUUUGGCCGCUUUACCAGUAAAUCCUAGAGUGGGCAAGAUCAUUUUAUUUGGUGCAAUAUUCUCGUGUUUGGAUCCAGUUCUAACUGUGGCAUCUGUUUUGGGAUUUAAGGAUCCUUUCGUGUUUCCUUUGGGAAAACAAAAAGAAGCCGAGCAAGCCCGCUUGAGGUUUGCUGGUGAUACUCGUAGUGACCAUCUCGCCCUGUUGAAGGCCUUUCAGGGCUGGGAGACGUCUGUCCGUAAAGGGAUUGAGCGAGAUUACUGUUGGAGGAACUUCCUAUCGGUGAACACGAUGAGGAUGAUAAAAGAUAUGAAACAACAGUUCUCUGGAUUACUUUAUGACAUUGGUUUCCUGGAGUCAUCCAACCCGAAAGCUUCUUCCGCUAAUUACAAUUCAGACAAUUUAAAACUGGUUAAAGCCAUACUUUGCGCCGGCUUAUAUCCAAAUGUUGCCAGCAUUAACCACAAUCCUAGAUUUUCAAGGCCUCCAAAGCUUCGAACUCAUCAAGAUGGUACUGUGUAUUUGCAUCCGAAAUCAGUGAACGCUGAGGUCAGAGUUUAUGAAGAUAACUGGCUGAUUUAUCACGAAAAGAUGAAGUCUACCUCGCUAUUCCUGUACGACAGCACUAUGAUAGCACCCUUCCCCCUUCUCUUCUUUGGCGGCGAGAUUUCUGUGUUUGUAGAAGAGGGCUACGAAACAGUCGCAAUCGACGAUUUCAUCAAAUUCAAGUCUCCAAACAGAAUUGCAAAUUUAGUCAAGGAGUUACGAGUCGAACUCGACAAACUGCUUAGACAGAAAAUCGCUAAGCCGGAUACGAAGCUAAGCGUGGGGACUGGGACGGGUAACAGAGAAAGUGCUCUGCUGCGGGCAAUAAUUGACUUGAUCACCAGCGAGGAGAAUACAAACUGGAGAAAACAACGAGCUCUCGCCAGCGAAGCUGAAAGGACUUAAAAGAGAAACAGUUAUUCCAGGAGAGGAUUUCCACGGAAUUGGACACAGCUCAAUCUAACAAGGCUUCAUUAAGAUGGUGAAAGGUCAAGCACCCCGAGAAACAACUUUCUUAGUUGGAGCUUUCGGAGUAGGACCUUUCCUGACUCACUUCAUGGUGGUACUUCAUGGAAAAGCAUUGAAGACAUUGACUGAUUAAAGGACAACUUAAUCAAACUCCUUUAACUGGUGGUAGUGGCCUGUUCUUGGGUAAAUUGACGAGAACUUUUAUCGAAAAGUCACUUCAUUCUUUAAGAUACCUAUGUUAAUGGUUGGAUCCGUAAAGCAGAUAAACAGCACGCGACCAUCUGUGGUGCCGCCUAAAGUGAUAGUAUGCACAUGCGCAUAGCAGUGCACAGUUGAUGUACUGGGUAUUAAUUAUUCCUAAAGCCGCAAAACUUUUGGCCAGCAUCUUUUAUCAUAGGGCUCUGGUCGAGAUUUUUUAAUUUUCUUAGGAUCGUGAUCGCAAAACAAAUUUGAAUGAAGUUGUUGUUAGUUAUAUUAUUUAUUGCUAAUGUGGUCAUAAGGAUGCAGUUUUGAAGGUGAUAGUAAAUGAUAUUGAAUUAUUUGUCUUUAUUGACAACUUGAACACUCUUGAGUCAAUUGUUCAAAGACUAGCUGUGUUUGUAAUAAGUUAAUCUGCAAGAAACCCCUUGGCACAAGUUUUACUUCUGGGGAACCUUCCUUCCCGACAGAAUAUUUAGCCACUGCGCCCGAAAAAUUUACGUUGGUUUUCCUCGAAUGACCACGCUAUCAGUGGCCUAGUAAACACAAGAGCCAUUACUUUUAAUGCUCUCUUAAUGGUAAAAAUAAUUAUGAAAAAUUAUGAAGGAGCUUUCAAACCAUCAAACACGCUCACGUUUUAAAAAAUAAAUAGCGAAAUUAAAA